UAACAACUUUUUGCUAGAUUUGAUCACCAUUGUUUUAGCAUUCCGAAAUGAAGAUGCGUUUACUUCUGAAGUUCGUUUUGCUAGAUUUGAUCCUUUUGACUCAAAUUCAUGGGCAGAAAGCUUGUUUGGAGGAGGAGAGGUUUGGUCUGUUAGAUUUGAAGUCCUUUGCUAAUAAAUUUCAUGGCCAUCAUUCAGACCUCAUCUUCCCUUCAUGGGUUGAUGACCUAGAGAGUGACUGCUGUGGUUGGGAGAGAGUCACCUGCAACUCCACCACAGGACGCGUGAUUCGACUCUCCCUCUAUAAUGAAACCCAAUAUGCUAUGAAUUAUUGUUAUAGACCAUCUUUUUGGAAUCCUGAUAAAUCAGAACCGUGCUUUGGAAAUUUCCUUAUUCCACGCUUUUAAUGAGCUAAGAACUCUCGACCUAUCUUACAAUGAAAUCGACGGUUGGAUGCAGAACCAAGGUUCUAAAGGUUUCUUGAGACUAGAGCAGCUGGAGACAUUGGACCUUACUUGUAACAAUUUAGGAAAUAAUACCCUACAAUCUUUAAGGAAACUCACAUCUCUUAAGAAUCUGAUUCUUCGUAGCAAUCUCCUGGAAGGAUCUUUCCCUGUUCAAGAACUAUCAGUUUUUGAAAGCCUGGAGACUUUGGAUUUAAGUCAGAAUUUCAUAAAUGGCUUCCCAACGAUGCUUG
This is a messenger RNA of Theobroma umbraticum, 694 nucleotides long. The record is from RefSeq and is a predicted model, not a curated record. Lineage: Eukaryota; Viridiplantae; Streptophyta; Magnoliopsida; Malvales; Malvaceae.